AUGAAGUUGAACACAAUUUUUUGUGUGGCUGGAGCCAUACUUCUCAACAUAGCAGGCUGCCUGGGUCAAUCAGAUGUAUGUGGUCAAGCCCCCCUCAACACCAAAAUUAUUGGAGGGCAGAAUGCAACGGCAGGCUCUUGGCCGUGGCAAGCCAGCAUUCACGAACUGUCCACUGGACGCUUUUAUUUCACCGGGACUCUCAUCAAUAAAGACUGCAGCUACCAAUGUGGAUUCAUAAUAGUGAAAAUAAAACUGACUUGUAUUUACAGCAUCAAUGUUUCUGACAUUGUGAUCUACUUGGGGCGUCUGACCCAAAAUGGCUCAAACCCACAUGAGAUAUCCAGGACAGUGACUCAAAUCAAACAUCCUAAUUAUAACAGUCUUGGUUACAGUCUAGCACUGUUCCAGCUCUCUUCUUCUGUGAAUUUCACUGAUUACAUUAGGCCAGUCUGUCUGGCGGCUGCCGGUAGUGAGUUUCCUGCUGGUACAGAGAGUUGGGUCACUGGAUGGGGCUCGAUCAGUGCAGAAGGUGAGAAACAUUUAUUACAGCUUCCAGACAUACUGCAGGAGGUGGAGAACCCUGUUGUGGACAACACUGAAUGCAAUAAUUCCUAUGGAGGCAUCAUUACAGACAAGUUGAUCUGUGCUGGAUUUUUAAAUGAAGGAGGGAAAGCACCAUGUAGGAGAGACUUUGGAAGUCCACUGCUCAUUAGGCAGGGCUCCGUAUGGAUUCAGUUUGGAGUUGCAGUCUUUUCUCGUGGAUGUGGUCUACCCGGUUAUCCUGCUGUAUACAUCAGAGUGUCUGAAUAUCAGGACUGGAUCAGUAAUUACACAAGCAGCAACGAGCCUGGAUUUGUCUCGUACCCUAUUGUUCCUGUCAUUGUUUCUGUCCUUGAUGGAGGUUCAGUCAACGUCCUCUCAUUUUCCAUUGCUCUCACUUUCUCCAUUAUCCCUCUCAUCUUACACUUUUUUUAAAGAUUGUGUGUCAUGAUACUUUUAUGGAUACACUUCU
Messenger RNA from Labeo rohita (rohu), 1012 nucleotides. RefSeq names its product serine protease 27-like. The transcript has 6 exons. Gene Ontology annotation, biological process: proteolysis. The record is from RefSeq and is a predicted model, not a curated record. Gene Ontology annotation, molecular function: serine-type endopeptidase activity. Lineage: Eukaryota; Metazoa; Chordata; Actinopteri; Cypriniformes; Cyprinidae. Bases 1 to 975 code for a protein of 324 amino acids.